UAGAGGUUACUUUGUUUUUUACAAGUUGUCAUAUGUUCACAAGACAUAUUUUGUAUGGAAUAUUUUUUUAAAAAAAUAAAUUACUUAACUUUAUUUUUUAUAAUAAUAUAAAAAAGAAAGAGUAAUUUGAAGGAGGAGGGAAUCCGAUAGCGUGUAGAGAGAGAAAGAGGGAAAGGAAAAAUAAAGAGUGCGUGUUGGCAAGCAACUAAGCAUAGCUCAGAUCUCUUUCCUACCAUACUCUGUUAUUUUAUAUUCUUCCUUUUUUUCCUCCCAAAAAAAAAACAUUUUCAUAUCAAAAUACAGAAAUUCUAUAUUUCCAUUUAUACAUAUAUCAUACACAUAAAUUUAUUAAACUUCUCCCAUCCCAAAGAAGAUUUAUACAAAUUUAUGUCAUUUGGGAGAAAAUGGCAAAUACCCAAUUUGUAUUUAUUUGAAAAUUUCAAAAUUCUGGGAUUAUUUCUCUUUAUUUCUGGAAAAAGAAACAAAUUUUGCAGCUCAUUUCUUAUCUUUUUCAUGUGGUUUUGAUGCUAAGCUGUAAAAAAAGUGAUUCAAGAUAAUAAAAAGAAAGGAGGACCCAUUUGUAUUUGGGGGGUCUUCUUUUACAAUUCUUCCAAGUUUAUCAUUUUCUCUCUCCAAUUUUUUGUGGUUGGUGUAAUUUUACAGGAAUUUUGUUGCCCAGAUUACUCUUUUUCUGUCAGCUGAAGAUAGGUGUUUUGCCUCCUUGUAAGUUAUUAACUUUGUCUGCAAUGGGGAAGUCAAGUGGGAAGAAGAAAAAACAAAUUGGGGAGAAAUCAGGAGAUUUGACCCAAAAGCAAACUAGAUCAGUAGAUAACAGCCCGAGGGCGUAUGAUAAGGAUACAGAAGUUUUCAUUGCCAUGGCUCAGGAGUUGAAGGAUGAGGGUAACAGAUUGUUUCAAGGGAGGGACUCUGAAGGAGCCCUGUUGAAGUAUGAAAAGGCGGUCAAGUUGCUACCGAGGAAUCACAUUGAUGUAGCUUAUCUUCGCAGCAACAUGGCUGCUUGUUAUAUGCAAAUGGGUAUUAGUGAUUAUCCUCGAGCUGUUCAUGAAUGUAAUUUAGCUCUAGAAGUUACUCCAAAGUACAGCAAGGCUCUUAUAAAAAGGGCUAGGUGUUAUGAGGGGCUCAACAGGUUGGAGUUGGCUUUAAGGGAUUUGAAUGCAGUUCUAUCCAUGGAGCCGAACAAUUUAACAGCCUUGGAGAUAGCGGAGAGGGUGAAGCAGACUUUAGAAAGUAGAGGUGAUAGGGUAUUUGACCAUCCUCUUCCUGAGUAUAUUGAAUCUCCUAGUGUUCCAGCUUCACAGCCUCUAUCCAAAGCAGUAAAAGAGAAAUCUAAGAAGAAAAAUAACUCGAAAUAUGAGGAGGAGAAGGUAGAAGAUGACGGAAAAUGCUUGGAGGACAUAUUGGAAAAGAAAACAGAAAACAAGAAGACAGUUGCUGUUAAAGAAGAUAAAAAAGCCAGAUCCCAAGAAAAGAAGAAGGCAUUGAAGACCAAUGUACAAACAAAAGCAGAAGAUAGUCAGCAGAGAGAAGUUGAGGAUCUGUUAGAGAAGAAAACUGAGGAUAAGGUGGUGGUUGAGGAGAAGAUGUCUUAUGCAAAUGAAGACGAGCCAAAGAAUAAUGUGAAAUUGGUUUUUGGAGAGGAUAUCAGGUGGGCACAACUGCCUGUGAAUUGUAGUCUCUUGAAAUUGAGGGAGGUCAUACAGGAUAGGUUUCCAACAUCAAAGGCAGUUCUUGUCAAAUACAAAGAUCAUGAGGGUGACAUGAUAACUAUUACCACCAGUGAUGAGCUAAGAUUGGCUGAAGCAUCUGCCGGCCCCCAAGGUUCUGUGAAGAUUUACAUAGUAGAAGUUAGUCCAGAGCAUGAUCCUUUCUAUGAGAAAAUAAGAGUUAACGAUUUGUCAGAGAACGGAAGUUGUAGAGGGAAAAAAGUAAAUGAACAUGGGACAUUGUGCAUUGAAGAAUGGAUUGUCCCAUUUGCUCAAUUGUUCAAGAAUUAUGUUGGAUUCAGCUCUGAUGCAUACUUGGAUCUUCAUGAGCUAGGGGUGAAGCUUUAUUCUGAGGCCAUGGAAGAGACAAUUAGUUGUGAAGAAGCUCAGGUCCUGUUUGAUAUAGCAGCUGAAAAGUUUCAGGAAAUGGCAGCAUUGGCACUGUUUAAUUGGGGAAACGUCCACAUGGCACGGGCAAGGAAGCGAGUACAUUUUGAAGAAGAUUCGACCCAACAAAUUAUGCUUGAUCAGGUAAACAUUGCCUAUGAUUGGGCCCAACAGGAGUAUGAGAAAGCAGGGCAGAAAUAUGAAGCAGCACUUAAGAUAAAGCCAAAUUUCUAUGAAGGUCAUCUAGCGUUAGCACUACAACAGUUUGAGCAGGCAAAACUUGCUUGGUACUAUGCAGUUGCAAACAAUGAUGAUUUAGACACAUGGUCACCAAAUGGUGUCCUUGACCUGUAUAAUAAAGCUGAGGAAAACAUAGAAAAAGGCGUGCAAAUGUGGGAGGAUUCAGAGCUGCAGCGUCAAAGUGCAAUCUCCAGCCUUAAAAACAGCCAUGCUCAGAUGCAGAAAAUGGGGUUUGAUCGUCUAUUUAAAGAUAUAUCAACUAUUGAUAGUGAAGAGAUGGCCAUGACUAUCAGUUCCCAGGUUAAUGUUCUAUGGGGUACCAUGCUUUAUGAAAGAUCUAUCAUGGAGUUUAAGCUAGACCUGCCGGUUUGGCAUGAAUGUCUGGAGGUCGCUCUUGGAAAGUUUGAACUUGCAGGAGCUUCUCCGACUGAUAUAGCUGUUAUGGUGAAGAAUCACUGUUCUAAUGAUUCCAGGGUAGAAGGUGUAGGUUUCAGGAUUGACGAGAUUGUACAAGCAUGGAACGAGAUGGAUGAUGCAAAAAGGUGGUACACUGGAGUACCGUCAUUCCGCCUUGAACCAUUACUGCGGAGACGGGUGUCAAAAAUAUAUUAUGCACUUGAUCAGGCAUGAUUAAGAUAUUUCCAAUUCAGAUGCCAUGAAGUAUGUCCCAGAACUUAGGUUACUCCUGAAGUACCAAGCACCAAUAUUUCCAGAUGUGUAAUUUCUUAAUUGAGGUCAGGCAAUAUUUUUUUCCGUGUGCAUCAACUCACAGGGCCUUCAUUUGGAAAAAGGAACUAAGUUGCAAUUUUACAUUUUACACACCAUAUUGGGCAGAGAUGAAAUAGUUGAAGUCCACUUAUGGCGGCGUUUUGCUUUAUUAUUCAUCACAUUCCCAAUGCAAGAAUUGAAAGGCAAUAUAUAAUUCCUUACAGAAAGUACUUAUCAUAUUCUUUCUCAGCUAGUAUAGCUUUUGUAUUUGUAUUUUGAGCUAUGAGGUGUGGCGAAGUGGUACUGCACACACACUCCCGAUUCUGCAGUCCAAGCAUCGAGCAGUCAUAGUGACACAUGAAGGAGGGCCAGCAGUAUCUCUGGGCAGUAACUGAGCUACAACAAGGUUUUGCGAGAAGCUACUAAUUUUGUGGCCAACAACAUACCACCCCUGCCCCUCCCAAAAAAAAAAAAAAAAAAAAUGGAUUGGCUUGUAAUUAUUGUAUACAAAAUAGUGUCUGAUGUCUUUGUUUAGUUUUAUUUUGUGAUAGUUUUGCCCCCUUGUUGUAGGAAUGGAACUUGGCGCGCAAGAUUAAUGGUAUGGUUAUAGUUUGAAAGGUUUGUAUUAGACAAUUUUUUACUUAAUUUUUUUGGUGGUUGUAAUCUUAUAUCAAUGUUAAAUUGCCAAUGUUGC
Messenger RNA from Chenopodium quinoa (quinoa), 3753 nucleotides. Its product is annotated as protein PHOX1-like. The transcript is spliced from 4 exons. Gene Ontology annotation, molecular function: protein binding. Bases 747 to 2981 code for a protein of 744 amino acids. The record is from RefSeq and is a predicted model, not a curated record. Lineage: Eukaryota; Viridiplantae; Streptophyta; Magnoliopsida; Caryophyllales; Amaranthaceae.